ACAGUGAUAUUCCCUAGUCACGCGUGUAGGUUGUGAACAACGUCGUGUAAUAACAUCUAAAAAAUAUAGUGCACAGAAAAAAUCAAUGAGGAGCGUCAAGCAUGUCAAUAUGGUUGUCUAAAAGAGUUGUGUCUCUCAUCUUAUUCCACAUUUGUGCCAUCUACUGGGUUCAUUGCCAGACAUUGAUUGGCCCGAAAGGUCCUCCGGGAGAACCCGGCAGAGUUUAUAACGGGUCUCAAGGUCCACCGGGUAUACCUGGGGAAAAAGGCCGACCAGGAUUACCUGGGAACCCAGGUGGGAUCGGAAUCCCAGGCAGAUCUGGGUUUCCGGGAUUUGACCCAGAAGUCAGACUACAUGACUUGAUAGAGCGGAUUUUGAUCCUCCAGUUUAUGAAAUACACGGACGCCGAAUUUAAUGCAGGAUUGAGGGAGGAUGAUACCUACUACCAACUCCAAUAGCCUUCGUCGAGCACUUACUUGCAUGUGCCUGAUUUAUACCUGUGUCGCAUUGGCCCAAACCCCCACAACCGCUCCCUUAAUAGACACAAAUGAUGAUGUUACAGAAACAACAAAUCAGUCUCUAGACAAAAAGGAUACAGUAAGCCAAACCUCACCAUCAACAACCACAACAACAUUUGAUCCAUUUGAAGACGAGAACGAAAAUAUUACUGAACCGGUUUGUCUGCCUGGAGAGAAGGGAGAUCGUGGACCGGACAGCGAAUGCUGGAAUGGCAGUCCAGGUCGUCCAGGAUACCCAGGCGAAUCUGGAGAACCUGGAGAACCUGGACGACAAGGCCUGCCCGGUGUCCCGGGACCCAUGGGCCCACCGGGUUCAUUUUAUGUGGGGUCCAUCCGAGACGAGGCUGAAAACGUCAAUGCCUUUAAAAGAUCGAUAGAAGAGAGGUUCAAUAUCUCAUUGGAUUUGGACUUGGAGGAUUACGAGAGUUUACUAUUUGGUGAGGUUGUAAAUACAACUGAGAGAUUGUUUCGCGAGCUCUUUUCCCAAUAUAUACUCAACUGGACAGAAGAACCUCUUGAGCCUUUGAGUUCACUCGAUGAAGGCUAUCCAAACAAUCCGUCAGAGGGCGACUACAGUCUCGUCUCUGGUGAUUGUUCAGUAAAAUGCGGCCAAGGGGUCAUGGCAGUUCAGACCGUGAAUUGCCAAAAUGUUGAAAGGAAAGAGAACGCCCAAUGUCAGCAUUCGAGGACCGUUUUGCAACCUUGUACGGGACCCUUGUCUCAUUGUCCAUCGGAAAAACAAUACGGGCAAUGGACUCCCUGGUCAUCUUGUUCCCAGACUUGUACGGACAAUUUCCAAAACAUGCCUCGUCAAAGGAGAUCUCGCACGUGUGAACCCAAUUGUGCCAUGGGGUUCUUGGAAGAUCGACCUUGUGUGUUGCCCCUAUGUCCUCCAGUGUGCCCAAAAUACACUCGCCGAGGAUUUGAGAAACAUGAUGAUUUGAGGGUUCAGCUUUCCUUCGGAAUGCAAGAGGGCAAAGUCAACUUUGGACGCUUGCUUCGACAGGAACUAGAGUUAGUUACCUUAGAUGGAGACUACGUUACCACUCUAGUUUGGAAUUAUUCCGAUUUUAAGAGCCCGCCAUCUCCGCCCUGGCAAAAUCACCUUUCAAGACCAACUUUUGGGAACUUCUUUGAUUUCAAGACCGUGUCUGACCUUAAAUUGCGGAGCGUCUACAUCCCAAAAAUUCGUGUGAUUUCUGAAGUGGAUUUGCCCCAAAGUGAGUUUGUAUUCGAUAAUUUCUUGACCAAUUACAAGCGAGUGUCCACAGUGGUCCAAGAAUGUCAAGGAGAGCCUCUCCUGGAAUGCAACUUUUGGGAAUGCAAGAAUGGCGAUGAGAUCCAUGUGGAUGACUUAUGCACAGAGACUUGGGAAUGCAAAGAUGGGUCAGAUGAGGACCCAAAGCUUUGCAAGGGGGGCUCUGGACUCGUUUUGACACUGCUGUCCGUCGGAUUGACUUUGUACUGCCUCUUGGGAUUCGGCGUUUGGAUCACCCUGAAACUCAUUGUCAGGGUUGAAACGGAAACAAACGAAAUUGAGUUGUCCAAUGACCAGGAAAACAUCUACCCAUUAGCUCGAGCAUUACACGCUUUGGUCAAAAGCGCCGGACCUAAAGGAGAGAUAGAAGGAUCCGAUUCCAUCAUUAAAGGUCUGUACUUGGAAUCACGGGAAAAUGAAAAGCUUCAGGACUUCUUUUGGAUCAUCAAAAACCUACCGACUUGGAACUACAAGGCCGUGAAUCAGAUUGUUCUCAAGACUUAUUAUUUUGAACUUGGUCAGCAGUGCACUGACAAUCCUGACGAUACCAGGGCUAUUGGGUUUGCUAUUAACCAUUGGAAAACGCAAUGUGAUCCAAAAAUAUUGAAAUGGGUUCUUUCCAUCGUAGAACAAGGAAAACUGUCACUCCUCAAAAUGAAGCUUCGACAAGUUCUCCACAAGAAAAUGAUCAAAUACCCCUUCCUGCAAACCCACAUAUCGCAAAAUUUCUUUGUCCAUUCCAUCCCACCUCUCAUCAAGAUAACACUGUUCUACUUUGAUGUCUUAAAAGACUUUGGGAUCAUCUGCAUUCUUCACUACAUCUCGGAGGAGCUGUUCCAGCACCACUUUGCUGCCAUUGGGAACAUCAACCUGGACGCCAUCAGAGGCUUUCUCAUGUGCAUCCUGUUUGGAAGCCAGGUUGGAAUCCUCGUAUUAUCUGCCACAAAACUGAAAGAAAUGGCACUUUAUGGAGACGCGACUCCGUUUCCAAAAUUGGCCCGAAUCUUGUCAUUAUUGUUUCCUGUUCAUUUUGCCUUACUGGAACGUGCCAAAACGACCUUCGACUUGCGUCAAGAGCAAGAAAAAUGCCGCUUAGACAUGACCCACUUAUUGGAGACGCCUGAAGAAUUAAACGAAGCUCAAAAGGAGCGUACUAAAGCGAUGAAGUGGAGAAGAAUCAAGAUGAAGUCCUUGGAACACCGCUCCAAAUCGAUCCAAGUCCAUUAUAACCGAAUUCAAAUCAUUGAGACUGUUGUUGAGCGAGUGCCACAGAUCCUGAUUCAAAUGACCUUAUUUCUCGCGAGCCAAGAGUACCCAAGGCUAAAGGCCUUUUUCGCCAACAUUAUUCAAUACCAGAUUGGGAUCUCCGGUCAAGCCUUGUUCACCGUGGCCUUAUUGUCCUCGCUGGUUGGCGUCAUCAACACCGUGCGGCAUGUGAAGAAUGAGAAGCGAUUCCCAGUGGCACCUUCAAUGUGUGGAUCGACAACUUUGUUGAAAAUAUUGGCCCAAUGGCACGGAAUAAAUUUUGAGCGGAAGCAAGUGGUUCGUCAGUUUCAGGAGAUUGCCCCGGUAAGCCGAAUCCGUGAAAGCAACCUCACCAAAGUCAGUUUUGUGCGGCAUCCGUGGCAAAGAUUAAUCUCUGCCUAUCGGGACAAAUAUUACAACGUGUCUGCGAUGGCGAAGCAUAGAUUUGAUGACAUGGUGGGCCAUAAUUCCACCAAUUUCACCAGCUUCUUGGAACACGUGGUGGAAAGUGGAAGAAGGGAUCUUUUCAAUAUGAACAUUCAUAUCCGGCCCCAAUUCAUUGCAAUGAGCUUCUGUCAAGUCUCCUAUGACUUCAUUGGACGACUCGAGACCAUGGAGAGCGAUGUCAUCCUGUUCCUACAAAUCCUAGGCUUGCCACCGGAUUUCAUCCGGACUAUGGCGUAUGAGAGAGAAAACUGCUCCACGUGUUCCAAUGGAACGAAGACUUAUUCUGAGCAACAUGAAAGAGUCUUGUCAUCGAUAGAUUCAGAUCUCAUUCGGAGAGUGGAACAGAUCUAUCAAUAUGACUUCGAAGCAUUCAACUAUGCCAAAUUCAUUCCCCACUCGCAAUAUCAAUAAAACCCAAGGUUAACCCGGCUCUCUCAGUCAGUGUGCGUGUGUGCGUGUGUGCGUGUGUGCGUGUGUGCGUGCCUUAUUCUCUCUUUACCUCGCCCUUGGUCGCUCCUUCCCCAUUUUGAAACACUCAGAUUUGGAACGCUUUGACGAAACGAUCGACGAGAACCGACGUGGAACAACUUGUUGCUAUAAAAGCGAGCCCUGAAGGUUGGGGUUCCUCAUUCGCCUUUUUUCCCUCUUGCUUGCCAUUCGACGAGCUUUUUUCACCCGACCCUCCAAACUACACAAACGAGUUCAAAAGAAUGAAUUUGAGUUACUCCUCCCUGAUUGCCGCCUUCUUUGUUGUGUGUACUGUUGUUCUGACCCUCAUGAGUGGGCGUGCCCAGUCCGCCCCCUCGCCUCAAGAGGAAGGGGCGGGCAUGCGCUCGGCACUGGAAUACCUCCAGAAACUCGACCAAUACUACUCGCAAGCUGCUCGACCAAGGCGGAGCCAAGAUAGAACCAGACGGGAAGAUGUGGCAUCUGCCCUCAUGAAAUUAUCUCAGAUCCGCCAUCAUUACUCUGAUUUAGGCCGACCCAG
Messenger RNA from Tigriopus californicus, 4456 nucleotides. RefSeq lists its product as uncharacterized. The coding region runs from base 433 to 3879 and encodes 1148 amino acids. The record is from RefSeq and is a predicted model, not a curated record. The transcript has 9 exons. Gene Ontology annotation, cellular component: membrane. Gene Ontology annotation, molecular function: sulfotransferase activity. NCBI's taxonomy places the organism in Eukaryota, Metazoa, Arthropoda, Copepoda, Harpacticoida, Harpacticidae. Gene Ontology annotation, biological process: carbohydrate biosynthetic process.